AUGCAGAACACGACCGUUUGUGCUACUCGGGCGCUUCGCUCAACAUUGGACACAAAAAAUUUGAUCGGAAACCGCUGGAUCCCGUCUGUUAACCUCAGUUCAUCUGUCUUGAACCCAGCUCCAGCUAACCAUGAUGAGAUACCUUCUCUGUCCUUUCGGCUGUCUCAGAGGUUAACCUCCCAGCAAAAUGGGACUCGAACGUUGAGUAGUCGUGUGAAGAGGCGUACAAGGAAGAUGGAUGAUGUAAAGGGGAAAUUGCGUCCCGUGCUCAAUAAAAAAGGCUCUUCCGUAGCGCAGCCUCAAUGGACUGCGGUUGGUGCUGCAUUGACCACGUUGGAACAGUCCAUUGCCAAAACCAACCUGUUGCUUCAUUCUCUAGCUAGUAGUGAAGCAUGGGCUCGAAGAACACGAUCCAAUAGGCCCACUUGGGGACAGAAACAAGCUCUUGAUCCUACCAAAACUCAGUCUACACCAGCUGAAGCGGCCAAAGCACUCACCACUCUCCUACAGGAGCUCGGAGAAAAGCAAGCUGCCGCCGCAAGCCUACUUUCUCGCCUCAAUAGAUCUUCUCGCCCUACUUCAACAAGAUCACAAAAAGAAGGCGAUUCUUUUAAAGACGUAUUUGAUGCUGGUAUUCAAGGCGUGCUCCAAGAUAAAGGAUCAAUUAGGGAAGAUAGUUUUGAGACCGGUUGGGGUAAUAAUGAGCUUACAAUACAACCAACACAGCAAAUGGAUAGCUCUGCGUCAUUGGAUACAUCAAACAUGCUGCCUUCGGCUGAAGAACCCCAGCGAUCUACAUUAGAAUCACCGAUCAAAACUGCAUCAGGGAAAUUGGAGUUGAGUGAAAUUUCUCUCGAUUCUAUUGCGCGAGAUCCACAGUAUCUUGUAGCUGUACCUACUCUCAAGCAUGGGCUUGAUCGUGUGCUUUUCAAUCCAGGUGUUCAUUGGUUGCAAGAUCCGCAUUCGCGUGUAUACAACUUCCCGCCAGAGCUACAGACGAUGCCGGCCUUCACUUCCUUCGCGUACGACCGUAUCAAUACAUUUGUCACGAGCUCUAAAGAUACGCCAAGGGACUUUUCUGCGGGACAAAAAAUGCCUUACACUUUUUUCAUGCGGCAAAACGAUGGGGUUGUUGCGUUCGACUCCGGCUCGCAAUCAGAAGACCCUCUCGACCAAAAUAUUUUGUCUUACAUAGGAGUUAUGCUCGAGAAGCUUCUUACCCUACCAAGCGAUGGUUUUGCGGCAUUAUUGCGGCAUUCACCGAAGGAACUCACAGAGAGUAUAAGUGUACCAAAACGAGAGGCAUAUCGGUAUUCAAUGUCCAAAUCGAUGGUUCUGCGCUCUCAACUUGAUUGUUCAGAUAGUCGACUGCCAGGUACAGGUGUUUUCGACCUCAAGACCCGAGCAGCUAUCUCAGUAAGGAGAGACGUAUGGAACAUUGAGAUUGGUUCUGGAUAUCAAAUUCGUUCUACAACUGGUCCUCUGGAGAGCUUCGAACGGGAGUAUUAUGACUUGUGCCGCUCGGCAUUUUUGAAAUACUCUUUCCAAGCAAGAAUUGGAGCAAUGGAUGGGGUCUUCGUAGCGUACCAUAAUACGUCGCGCAUGUUCGGAUUCCAGUAUAUUCCCCUUCAAGAAAUGGACCAACGUCUAUUUGGAAGUCACGAAGGAGGCGAGCGGGUAUUCAAAGCCUGUUUGGGACUGUUGGAAAUUAUCGCAGAUAACGUGAUCUCAAAGUUCCCAGGACAGGACAUCAAGGCCAUGAUCUGCACCGCCGAAUCAAAAGAUCCCGAGCUUAGCAUUUGGGUUGAACCGGCUAAUUGGGAAGAUUCCAGUACUACUCCGGUACACGAAGUUCGACUGAAAGUGUCACAUCAAAUAAAGGGGGAGAAUGUAGCUCCCGGGGAACAGGUAUUAUUUGAACGUGAAGAUUGGACGAUUGGCUAUAACAUUGUGAACAUUCCUCCUAGCCUUGAAACGCGCGCUAGGCGGGACAAGGCUUUUGCCAGGCAACAAGCUAUCAGAGUAUCGUGUCUUCCUGAAGGAACAACAAUCGAGGAAUUCUCGAAUAGGAUGAAAGAUGGAAUCCUGGAGGGCUACGCUCCACGGACGGAGGAUGCAGAGUUGAACUCGACCGGCACGGUUUCGGUCGAAACGGACAGCCUUUCCCCGCCCCUUCAUGAAUGGAACAAACGUUUCCGUACUCAGGCUACCCCAUUGGUGCAUAACCUCCGAGUACUUUCGAGGAAAGGUCUAGAAGAUCUCGAAAAGUGGACUCAGGAAGGGUCACCAAAAGUAGUCUACAGACCCCGAGACUGA
Molecule: messenger RNA, 2316 nt
Organism: Rhizoctonia solani
Lineage: Eukaryota; Fungi; Basidiomycota; Agaricomycetes; Cantharellales; Ceratobasidiaceae
Product: mRNA degradation protein
Exons: 11
Coding region: 1-2316 (771 amino acids)
Biological process (GO): mitochondrial RNA 5'-end processing
Cellular component (GO): mitochondrion; mitochondrial envelope
Source: RefSeq, a predicted model, not a curated record